This is a messenger RNA of Odobenus rosmarus divergens (Pacific walrus), 423 nucleotides long. RefSeq names its product chromosome unknown open reading frame, human C9orf169 (gene CYSRT1). NCBI's taxonomy places the organism in Eukaryota, Metazoa, Chordata, Mammalia, Carnivora, Odobenidae. The transcript has a single exon. The record is from RefSeq and is a predicted model, not a curated record. The coding region runs from base 1 to 423 and encodes 140 amino acids.
AUGGACCAGCAAGAGACGGUCGUCAAGAACCCCUAUGCCCGAGUCAGCAUCCCCCGGGCUCACCUGCGGCCCGACCUGGGGCAGCAGCUGGAGGUGGCUCCCUCUUCCCAGGGAUCGCAGCCUCUGCCUGCGGGGUCCUGCCCCUCAGAGCCCACCCGGCUCCUGCAGCCCACCGAGGAGGCCCCAGAGGGCAAAGGCGCCAAGGGGACCAAGGGGGCCGCCCAGAUCCAGGGCCAGCAGGUCUGGCCGCAGCCCGGCAACCCCCACGGGAGUGGGCAGCGCCCGGCAGCACUGACCUACGCCGGCCGGCCGCCCAUCGGGCGUGGGGACGACAUCGCCCACCACUGCUGCUGCUGCCCUUGCUGUCCCUGCUGCCACUGCCCUCGCUUUUGCCGCUGCCACAGCUGCUGCACCAUCUUCUAG